This is a messenger RNA of Capsicum annuum, 780 nucleotides long. RefSeq names its product acyl carrier protein 3, mitochondrial. Gene Ontology annotation, molecular function: acyl carrier activity; acyl binding. The record is from RefSeq and is a predicted model, not a curated record. Gene Ontology annotation, cellular component: mitochondrion. The coding region runs from base 137 to 559 and encodes 140 amino acids. The transcript is spliced from 3 exons. NCBI's taxonomy places the organism in Eukaryota, Viridiplantae, Streptophyta, Magnoliopsida, Solanales, Solanaceae. Gene Ontology annotation, biological process: fatty acid biosynthetic process.
GGAAUUUGAUUCGAUGAAAGUUUUGCAUGUCAUAGAAUUACGGCGUCAACUAUUUCACUUAUAAUUGAAGGAUAUAAUAUGUAGUGGCUGUUCGGAUUUAGCAGAUUCUCCACUCAUUUGACUGAUUUAUCUUAGUAUGAAACAAGAAGCGUUCAAAAUGCAGAGGUUGAGAUCAUCUAUUCUGAAGUACGUGGGGGUUAGGGUCCCAUUGCGAGUAGUAUCGUUUCAAGCUGAAGGCCGGAGUGCGUUAAAUAUUCUCAAUUUGCAAAUACGCACCUGUAGCAAUUCUGGUGCCACCAAUCAGGAUCAGAUAAAGGAACAAGUGCUUAACUUGGUGAAGAAAUUUGACAAGAUUGACGCAACCAAGGUCACUGAGAGUGCUGAUUUCCAGAAAGACUUGAGCCUAGACAGCUUAGAUAGAGUGGAACUUGUCAUGGCUUUUGAACAAGAAUUCUCGAUUGAGAUACCUGAUGAAGAAGCAGACAAGCUUAAAUGUUGUGCCGAUGUUGCUCAGUAUAUCAUUUCUGGAGCUGAGAAGAAAGCUCAGGAAUGUUCAUAGAGUAACAUAUUAGUCAUCCCGAGGAGAGGACAUGUCAUUGGAAUAGACAGGUUAUAAAUUUUUUGUCCGAUAAUUUGUUGAAUUGCAGGAUUACAUUGUCCUCCGAAUUCUUCUAGCUCGUCUUUUUAGUUCUUGUGGAUUCGUGUGAAUGUUUGCUAUUGAUUCUACAGCGAAAACAAUGUAUGCUGUCACUUUCAUAUAUUUCAUUGAACUUCUGUGCA